AUGAGUAAAACUCACACCCUGUUCUUCAAGUCAGUCAGGCCAGAGCAUGCUGGAGAGAUCAGGUUCACCGCACAGCGUGUGUCAUCCUAUGCAACUCUCACAGUGAAAGAGCUCCCAGUCCAGAUAGUGCGUCCUCUGAGGGUCAAGAUAGCCAUGUAUCGCCACCGGGGUCUGCUGGAGUGCCAGGUGUCACGACCCAACGCCCAGGUCAGGUGGUACAAGAACGGGAAGGAGCUUCUGCCCGGUAAGAAGUAUCAACUAAUCAGCCAAGAUGUCUACAGGCAGCUGACUAUCGACGACGUAAGCUCCUCAGAUGAGGACACCUACACAUGUGACGCAGGAGAUGAUGAAACCUCAUGUCAGCUCCUAGUGGAGGAGCAGGCUAUCAGUAUAGUGCGGGGGAUGAGCUCAGUGGAGGUGAUGGAGCCAGAGCCAGCACUGUUCCAGGUGGAGACCAGCCUGAAGUCAGGGAGGCCUCCGAGGUGGACGCUGAACGGCAAAGUGCUGGAGCCAUGUGCGAUGGUGAACAUCGACAGGGAGGGCACCCUCCACAGUCUCUGUCUCACCUCCACAGAAAGCUCCAUGUCCGGCCCUGUGGUCUUUGUAGCUGGCAAGAGUCGCUCCACUGCUCAGCUUACUGUGAAAGAACGACCGCUUCAGGUUGUUCGCCACAUGGACGAUGUGGAGGCGAAGGAGAACAGCUCUGUGACUCUGAGCUGUCAGUUCACCCCAUCUCCCAGGGUGGUGCGGUGGUUUAAAGGUCGCACCGCUCUGAAGACCUCAAACAAGUACAGCAUGAAGAGAGAGGGGAAACGAGCAGCGCUGACCAUUCACGGCUUGACAGGGAUGGAUGGAGGGCAGUACCGCUGCAUGGCUGGAGGCUCCCAGAGCUCAGCACACGUGAAAGUAGAAGUGCGAACACUUAAGUUGGUCAAAUACCUUGAGGCGGUGGAAAUCGAGGAGGAUGGCGUCGCCUCGUUCUCGUGCGAGCUCAACUAUGUGGUCGCCAACGUGGAGUGGCUCCUCAACAAUGUCCGCCUCUAUUCCAACGCCAUCAGCAGGAUCCAGCACAUGGGCACAAUGCACAGCCUCACACUCAAGAAGCUGCGGCCGCAGGAGAGCAGGAUCACCUUCAAAGCAGGCCUUCUCUCUGACACAACAACCUUAAAGGUCAAAGAGCGUCCAGCAGUGUUCCUAAGGUCUCUGGAGGAUGCAGUAGGAGAAGAGCAAGGGGAGGUCUGCUUGCAGUGUGAAAUUUCCAAAGAGACGGUGACUCCUGUUUGGAGAAAGGAUGGUAUGGUCCUGACAGCUGAUGAUAAAUAUGAAAUACUCCAGUUUGGGAAGUCCAUGGCUCUGGUCAUCCAUUCACUGAGCAAGGAUGACACUGGACAGUACACCUGUGACCUGGGCACCAGCCAGACCAAGGCUAAAGUUACAGUACAUGACUUACACAUCACCAUUGUUCAGCGUAUGAAGACAACCUCUGUCCUAGAGGGUGAAAGCUGCACUUUUGAGUGUCUCCUCUCUCACAGUCUCGAUGAUGAGCCUUCCUGGACGAUCAACGGCCAGGCGGUGGUCACCAAUAGUCGUAUCCAGGUUAUCAACAAUGGCCACAAGUAUCAGAUGACCAUUAGAGAUGCUGUACUCACAGACGCUGGAGACGUGGUUUUUGCAAUUAAAGAUCUCAGCUGUAGAACCAUGCUUUUUGUUAAAGAGAAACCGGUGCACAUCUUCAGGGACCUGCUGAAUGUCAAGGCGGUGCCGGGCGAGGACGCAGAGCUGAGCUGUGAAAUCACCAAACCUGAGGUUACCAUCCGUUGGCUGAAAGAUGGCCACCUUAUCCGCCAGAGUCCAAAGUAUGAGAUGAGUGUGGAGAAGAACUUGGCAUGGCUGGUGAUCAAGAAUACCACCAUCAGAGACUCUGGGGAGUACUGCUGUGAGGCCGAAGGCAUUGCCUCUCGUGCCAAGCUGGAGAUCAGAGAACUCCAGCACACAUUUGCAAGGGAGUUGAGGGACACACGAGCAGAGGAAAAGGCUAAAGUGACCCUGGAGUGCGAGACCAGGCGGCCCGCCAAGCGUGUGACCUGGCUGAAGGGGAUGAUGGAGCUGAGGUCUGGUAGGAAGUACGUCAUCAGGCAGAAAGGUGUGGUGCUGUCCCUGACCAUCACUUCCCUGGAGAAAUUGGACACGGAUGUUUACACGUGUGAUGUCGGGACCAUGCAGACCCGGGCAGAGCUGACCAUACAGGGCCAGAAGGUGUUGAUCCUGGACGAACUAGAGGACGUUGAGUGUCUAGAAGGUGACACAGUCACAUUCAGAUGUCGAAUCUGCCCCAGCGACUACAUCGGGGUCAAAUGGUACCUGGAUGAGACUCUGCUGUACACCAAUGAGCUCAAUGAGAUCCAGAUGUUGCCUGGAGGUUACCACACCCUCACAUUUAAACAGCUUGCCCGCAAAGACACUGGCACUAUUUCAUUUGCAGCAGGGGACAAAAGGUCGUACGCCUCGCUGCUGGUCAGAGAGAGACGUCCCACCAUCAUUAAGGCGCUGGAGGACUGUGAGGCUAUUGAAGGAGGUGGUUUGGUUUUGUCCUGUGUGGCAUCCAAGCCAUGUCACAUCCUGUGGUACAAAGAUGGCUGCCUGAUGUGGCACUCCUCAAGAUAUUUUGCCAGUCGCUCCGGCUGUGAAGCACGACUGACAAUCCGUGAGGUCUGCAACAGUGAUGCUGGGGUGUACGAGUGCAGUGCUGGAUCUGUUACAACUAGAGCAGUUGUAACUGUCAAAGCCGUCCCAGCAGAGUUCACUCAGCCUCUGAAAACAGUGGAGGCCAAAGAGGGAGAGACUGUGACCCUGACCUGUGAGUACUCUUUGCCUGGGGUCCAGUUCCACUGGAGGAAAGGCUACGAGAGUAUCAGGUCUGGAGACAAGUAUGUGAUGAAACAAAGGAAGACAAUCAACUCUCUAACCAUCAAAGCCCUGAGGCCUGAGGACUCAGGAGAAUAUACCUGCCAGUGCCGAGAUCACCACACAACAGCAAGCCUCAAAGUGCAUGCUGUUCCUAUUUCAUUCGUACAACAACUGAAGAACAUGCAGGUGGAGGAGGGUAGUAAUGUUUUAUUGCGCUGUGAGCUGUCCAAACCUGGAAUACCAGUAGAAUGGAGGAAAGGAAAUGAGUUGUUAAGGAAUGGGGUCAAGCACCAGAUAAGGAAGAGGGAGACCACAUUGGAGCUCCUGAUAUGGAAGCCUGUGCCUGAGGACAGCGGGGUGUACAGCUGUGUGUGUGCUGAGCAGACGACAUCUGCCACUGUCAAAAUCACUGCUCUCCCGGUCACCUUCAAGCAGAAGCUGAGGAAUGUGUUGAUUGAGGAGGGUAACACUGCAACUUUACGCUGUGAGCUGUCUAAACCUGGUCACACCGUGGAGUGGAGGAGGAGGGGGAAUGAACUCAUCAGGAAUGGAGAGAAAUAUCACAUUCGACAGAGAGACAUGCUGAUUGAACUGAGGAUCGUUGAUGUGACACCUGAGGACAGCGAUAUCUACACCUGCAUCUGUGGAAACAUAGAAACCACUGCAACUCUGACUGUAAAUGCUCUUCCCAUCACCUUCAAGCAAAAGCUGAGGAACCUCCAAGUUGAAGAAGGACACAACAUCACAUUGUAUUGUGAGAUCUCUAAACCUGGCAUCCCAGUGGAGUGGAGGCUCGGAGGAGACUCGUUGGAGAAUGGAGAGAAGUACCAGAUCAAGCAGAGGGACUCUGCCCUGGAGUUGACCAUUAGAGAUGCUGUACUAGAAGACAGUGGCGUCUACACGUGUGUGUGUAGAGAGCAGAGGACAAAAGCCACUGUUAAGGUUAUCGCGGUUCCUGCCACAUUUAAAGUGAGUCUGAAGAGCCAGGAGGCUGAAGAAGGGAGCAGUGUGACGUUACGCUGUGAGCUGACAAAGAAGGGAGUCCCGCUGCAGUGGCAGAGAGAAGGUCAGGUGAUCUCUGAGGAGAUGCCACGAGGAAAGUAUCAGAUGAAAGUAGAGGGAAGGGCAGCUCUAAUGACUAUUCUCAGUGUCCAACCAGAAGAUGCAGGGAAGUACAGCUGCAUCGCAGGAGAUGAGAAAACCACGGCUGAAAUCAAAGUGAAACCACUUCCUGUGACAUUCAAACGAGAGAUCCAGCGCCUGGUGGCAAAGGAAGGUCACAGUGGAGUUUUCUCCUGUGAGCUCUCCAAACCCGGAGCUCCGGUUGAGUGGAAGAAAGGCAGAGUUAUCCUGAAGCCCGGGGAGAAAUACAAGAUGAAGCAGGAGGGACGUCUCACUAAACUGGUUAUCAACAACAUAGAAGAGAGUGACGCUGGGAAAUACACAUGCAAGACUAAAGACAACCAAUCAACUGCAGAGCUCACUGUCCAAGGUUUACCACCGAGUUUCAAGCUGCCACUGGUCAACCAGGAAGUGACGGAGGGCAACAGUGUGGUUCUGCGCUGUGAGCUCAACAAACCUGCUCCGUCGGUGGAGUGGAGGAGAAGAGGCGAGCUGCUGAAGAAUGGAGACAAGUAUCAGAUGAGGAAGAAGGACCUUCAGGUGGAGAUGAAGAUCAUGGACCUCGGUCUGGAUGACACCGGAGAUUAUACCUGUGUAUGUGGAGAACAGAGGACAACAGCUAUGAUCACGGUGAAUGAACGGCCCAUCAAAUUCCUCCAAGAGCUGAAAAAUAUUCAGGUGCAGGAGGGCAACGGGGUGACGCUCUGCUGUGAGCUCUCCAAACCUGGCGUUCCCGUGCAGUGGAAGAAAGGAGACAAUGUGCUGAACAGCGGAGAGAAAUACCAUAUGAGGCAGAAUGACUCAACACUGGAACUCGUCAUUAGGAAAAGCCAGCCUGAGGACAGUGGCACAUACAGCUGUGUUUGUGAAGAUGUGAAAACCACUGCCACCAUCAUCAUCACUGCGAUCCCAGUGACUUUCAAGCAGAAGUUGAAGAACCAGGAAGCUGUGGAGGAGGGCAGUGUGACGCUGCGCUGUGAGCUCUCUAAACCAGGAGUCCCAGUGGAGUGGAGGAGAGACGCUCAACUUCUGAAGGAGGGAGAAAAAUACCAGAUGAAGCAAGAGGGCAGGAUGGCUGAGAUGCUGAUUAGAAAUUUAACUCUCACAGACGCUGGGGAGUACUGCUGUUUUGUUGGCACUGUUGUGACUUCAGCUGACAUCAAAGUGAGAGCCCUUCCUGUGACAUUUAAGCAAGAGGUUGAGAAUUUGGAAGUGAAGGAAGGGGACAGUGGAGUUUUCUGCUGUGAGCUCUCCAAACCCGGAGCGCCGGUGGACUGGAGGAAAGGCAGGGUUGUCCUCAAACCUGGAUACAAAUACGAGAUGAAACAGGAGGGACAUCUCACAAAACUGAUCAUCAACAAUGUGGAGGAGAGUGAUGCUGGGAAAUACACCUGCAAAACCAAAGACUGCCAGUCGACUGCGGAGCUCACCGUCAAGGCUCCUCCUGUCACAUUCAAAAUGAAGUUAAGGAAUCUGCAGGUGGAGGAGGAGAACAGUGUGACACUGAGCUGUGAGUUAUCUAAGCCUGUCCUCGCUGUGGAGUGGAGGAAAGGAGAAGAGCUUCUGAAGAACAACUUCAAGUACCAGAUUAAGAAUCGAAACAGCGUCAUGGAGCUGACCAUCAAAAACGCACAACUAGAGGACAGUGGGCUCUAUAGCUGUACCUAUGGUGAUGCAAAGACCACAGCCAAUGUCACCAUCACACCUAUUCCCCUCACCUUCAAAAUGGGUCUGAAGAACCAGGAGGCCCCUGAGGGAGGCAACGUGUCCCUUCGCUGCGAACUGUCCAGGGCCGGGGUGCCUGUGCAGUGGUGGAAAGCAGAGGACCAGCUCUAUCACGGAGGGAGGUAUCAGAUGACGCUGAAGGGGAAGAUAGCGGAGAUGCAGAUCAGAAACGUCCAGCCAGAGGACGUCGGGGAGUACAGCUGUGUCUUUGGAGAGCAGAGGACGACGGCUGAAGUGAACGUGAGAGCGGCAGCAUCGGUGUUCUUUGAGAAGGAACUGGAGAACCAAGCAGUAAUGGAGGGGAAAUCUGUGCUGCUGUCCUGCGAAGUGUCCAGUGCUAAUGUCCCCGUCACUUGGAAGAAGGACAACGUUGUGUUGGAAGAAGGAGGACGAUGCCUUUUAAAGAAAAAAGGCCCCACCCACUCUUUGGAGAUCAAGAAAUUGCUUCUGGAGGAUGCUGGAGAGUACAGCUGCAUCACCAGAGGCAAGAAGACCACUGCCAAGCUGAUCGUGAGGGAGCGUGUGCGGAUCGUUACACAGCUUCAGGAUGUGACAGUGACAGCGGGAGAGGACGCAGUGUUUGUGUGCGAGCUGAGCCAUGCAGACGUGAGUGAAGGUGUGUGGUGGCUCGGUUCCAGCCCUCUGCAGAAGAACGAGAUGAACCAGAUGACGUGCCAGGGUCGCCGGCACCGACUGGUCCUCACCAUGACGACACCCGAGGAGACGGGUACCGUGGCAUUUGUGAUCGGAGAGGAGAGGACCUCUGCACGUCUGCUAGUGGUACCCAAGCCCAAAGUUUUGUUUGAGGAGAAGCCGAAAGACGUUGUGAUUAUGGAAGGAGAGACAGCCACUUUGUCCUGCACAAUCUCUGACUUUACCUCAGCGGUUACCUGGAGACGCAACCACAUUCCUCUUUGCAAUGGUGAUAAAUAUGAGCUGCGCAAGGAGGGAAAAGUCAACCUGCUGCUUAUCUACGAUGUGGAGCCCAUGGAUACUGGCAUAUACUCCUGUGAUACAGGAGAUGUGCAAACCAGUGCCAAACUAACCGUAACAGAGCUCCCUCCAUUCUUUCAGGAAGAAUUGCAGAGCGUGGAAGUUGAGGAGGGAGGUUCAGCCUCUCUGUACUGUGAGCUGUCUAAGCUCGGAGUGCCGAUUCAGUGGAAGAAGAGCACACUGCUGCUAAGAGCCAGCAGAAAGUAUGAGAUGAAACAAGAUGGCUGCCUCCUCCAGCUCCACAUCAAGGAUCUCAAACCUGAGGACAGUGGCAGCUACACAUGCCAAGCAGGCAGCGCAGAGACCACUGCGUCUGUGACAGUGAAAGAGCUCCCUCCAUUCUUCAAGAAAGAAUUAAGAAGUGUGGAUGCUGAGGAAGAAGGUACAGCCUCCCUGUCCUGUGAGCUGUCUAAACCUGGAGUAGCAGUGCAAUGGAAGAGGAACAGACUACCUCUGAGAGCAAACAGGAAGUACGAGAUGAAACAAGAUGGCUGCCUUCUCCAGCUCCACAUCAAGGAGCUCAAACCUGAGGACAGUGGCAGCUACACAUGUCAAGCAGGAAGUGCAGAGACCAGUGCAACUGUGACAGUAAAAGAGCACCCACCAUUUUUCAAGAAGGAAUUGCAGAAUGUGAAGGCUGAGGAAGAAGGUUCAGCCUCUCUGUGCUGUGAGGUGUCCAAACCUGGGCUGUCAAUACAAUGGAAGAAGAACAAGCUGCCAUUAAGACCAAGCAGGAAGUAUGAGAUGAAACAAGAUGGCUGCAUCCUCCAGCUCCACAUCAAGGAGCUCAAACCUGAGGACAGUGGCAGCUACACAUGUCAAGCAGGAAGUGCAGAGACCAGUGCAACUGUGACAGUGAAAGAGCUUCCUCCAUUCUUCAAGAAAGACUUGGUAAGUGUGGAGGCUGAGGAAGAAGGUAUAGCCUCCCUGUGCUGUGAGCUGUCUAAACCUGGAGUGUUGGUGCAAUGGAAGAAGAACAAGCUGCCACUAAGAGCAAACAGGAAGUAUGAGAUGAAACAAGAUGGCUGCCUCCUCCAGCUCCACAUCAAGGAGCUCAAACCAGAGGACAGUGGCAGCUACACAUGCCAAGCUGGAAGUGCAGAGACCAGUGCGACUGUGACAGUGAAAGAGCUCACGCCAUUCUUCAACAAAGAAUUACAAAGUGUAGAGGGUGAGGAGGGAGGGACAGCCUCUCUGUAUUGUGAGGCGUCUAAACCUGGAUUGCUGGUGCAGUGGAAGAAGAAUAAGAUGCCACUGAGAGCAAACAGGAAGUAUGAGAUGAAACAAGAUGGCUGCCUCCUUCAGCUCCACAUCAAGGAGCUCAAACCAGAGGACAGUGGCAGCUACACAUGCCAAGCAGGAAGUGCAGAGACCAGUGCAACUGUGUCAGUGAAAGAGCUCCCUGCAUUCUUCAAGAAAGACUUGGUAAGUGUGGAUGCUGAGGAAGAAGGUACAGCCUCCCUGUGCUGUGAGCUGUCUAAGCCUGGAGUGUCAGUGCAAUGGAAGAAGAACAAGCUGCCACUGAGAGCAAACAGGAAGUAUGAGAUGAAACAAGAUGGCUGCCUCCUCCAGCUGCACAUUAAGGAGCUCAAACCUGAGGACAGUGGCAGCUACACAUGCCAAGCUGGAAGUACAGAGACCAGUGCGACUGUGACAGUAAAAGAACAUCCACCAUUUUUCAAGAAGGAAUUGCAGAAUGUGAAGGCUGAGGAAGAAGGUUCAGCCUCUCUGUGCUGUGAGGUGUCCAAACCUGGGCUGUCAAUACAAUGGAAGAAGAACAAGCUGCCAUUAAGACCAAGCAGGAAGUAUGAGAUGAAACAAGAUGGCUGCAUCCUCCAGCUCCACAUCAAGGAGCUCAAACCUGAGGACAGUGGCAGCUACACAUGUCAAGCAGGAAGUGCAGAGACCAGUGCAACUGUGACAGUGAAAGAGCUCGCUCCAUUCUUCAACAAAGAAUUACAAAACGUGGAGGGUGAAGAUGGAGAGACGGCCUCUCUGUACUGUGAGGUGUCCAGACCUGGAGUGUCAGUUCAGUGGAAGAAGAAUAGAUUGCCAUUGAGAGCCAGCAGGAAGUAUGAAAUAAAACAAGAUGGCUGCCUCCUUCAGCUUCACAUCAAGGAUCUCAAACCUGAGGACAGUGGCAGCUACACAUGCCAAGCAGGAAGUGCAGAGACCACUGCAACUGUGACAGUGAAAGAGCUUGUUCCAUUCUUCAACAAAGAAUUACAAAGCAUACAGACUGAGGAGGGAGGUACAGUCUCCCUGUCCUGUGAGGUGUCCAAACCUAGGCUGUCAGUGCAAUGGAAGAAGAAUGGACUACCACUAAGAGCCAACAGAAAGUACGAGAUGAAACAAGAUGGCUGCCUCCUCCAGCUCCACAUCAAGGAGCUCAAACCAGAGGACAGUGGCAGCUACACAUGCCAAGCAGGAAGUGCAGAGACCAGUGCAACUGUGACAGUGAAAGAGCUCGCUCCAUUUUUCCACAAGAACUUACAAAAUGUGGAGGCUGAGGAAGGAGGUACAGCUUCCCUGUACUGUGAGCUGUCAAAACCUGGGCUGUUGGUGCAAUGGACGAAGAACAAGUUGCCACUGAGAGCAAACAGGAAGUAUGAGAUGAAGCAGGACGGCUGCCUCCUCCAGCUGCACAUUAAGGAGCUCAAACCUGAGGACAGUGGCAGCUACACAUGCCAAGCUGGAAGUGCAGAGACCAGUGCAAAUGUGUCAGUGAAAGAGCUUCCCCCAUUCUUCAAGAAGAACUUACAAAGUAUAGAUGCUGAGGAGGGAGGUACAGUCUCCCUGUCUUGUGAGGUGUCCAAACCUGGGCUGUCAGUGCAAUGGAAGAAGAACAAGCUGCCGCUGAGAGCAACCAAGAAGUAUGAGAUGAAACAAGAUGGCUGCCUUCUCCAGCUCCACAUCAAGGAGCUCAAACCAGAGGACAGUGGCAGCUACACAUGCCAAGCAGGAAGUGCAGAGACCAUUGCGACUGUGUCAGUGAAAGAACUACAACCUACUCCACCAAAGGCAGAACCGCCAACAUUAUUACCUCGAUCGAAGGGCGCUGCUUCCAAAACAACUUCUACUCCAGAGAACGAGAAGCCUGGCCUCCCAGAGGCCAAACCUGUGCCACCAGAGCCCAAAAAGAGAAUUAACAGGAAAGCAUUACCUAUUACAAAUUCAGAAAAAGAUGUGGAGCCAGUGUUAGAUCUAAAACAGUGUGUGGUGAAGGAGAAUAAUGAAGCCCAAAAAGGAAUCCAACCUGUAAAGCCUGUGGAGAAAGACUUAAAUGUUGUACAGAAUAUAACACAACUGGAGAGGAAUAAAGAGAAAGACAGCGAGGAACACGAGAAAGCUGAUAAAUCAGUGAGAUUACUGGAGAAGGAUGGCAGGAUUGACAUGAAGGUCGAAGAGCCAGGUAGGUCUCUGGAAAUCGACAAUGAAGUUUUCCUGGAGAAAAGACAACAAGAAAUGAAUUUGGAGGAAUCAAUUGAAGCUGGCCUUAAAGUAAAUCAGUCAGAGAGGAUUCUGGGUGACGCUGUGGCUAAACAAAAGAAACAAAUAUUGAUUUGUCCGGAAAUGGAAAAUGAAGUUGAACAGAGCUUAGAACAACCAGGAAAGCCCUUCGAGAAAACAAGUGAAGUUGAGAAGAAGGUGAAACAUCCAGGAACACAGACCAGUGAGGAUGAAAAGGGGCAUUUGAAACCACAAGAAAAGUUAAUUGCAAAAGAAACAACAAGGGAACAAGAUGUAAAGUCUACAGUAAAGCAAAGUGCAGAAGACAAGGACUAUGUGCAACAACAAGUGCCCACAGAGGCAGAGAGAGAGAAAAAGCCAUUUAAACAAGUGUCAUCUGUAAAUCUCAGGGACAAACAGUCAGUGGAACAACAAGAAAAGCCUUCAGAGAGAGAGGCUGAUUUUGUCCCUCCAAAACCACCUAUGAGGAUGAGGAGCAAAGCAAAGGGGGGAAUGGAAAAGCAAUUAUCAAGGGACACAGAGACGGAUCAAGAAGGACAAGAGCUGACUGAAGUUGUGGUGAAAACAACAGAUGAUCAGCCAGUGAAAGAGUUGAUAAGCCCUGUGGAAAAAGAGGCUAAAGAGAAACCCAUAUUUGAGAGGAAACAGUCAAUAACAACAGACAGUGAGAUAGAUGGGAAAAUAAAACCUGUGAAAACUGCAGAGAAAGACACAAACACCAAACAGCUGAUCAAACAACCAGUAAAACCCAUGAGAAAAGAACCUGAAGUUGACCAGGAAAUUAAACUGGCAGUUGAGCCAAUGAGAAGGGAGGAACAUAAACAGACAGUAAAAAUGGCAGAAGAUGUUCCCCUUCUCUAUAUUUCUGAAGAUGAAACUUUCUCAGAGGCUUUGAUCGAGAUACCAGCAGACCACAGCAAGGUCCUGCCCGUCAGCUCUUAUACUGACAGGCAAACUCAACCCUCUAGUCCUCCUCCAAUUAAUGUGCUCCAGAAGAGACAACCGUCCAAGGAUGUUCCUCCGGAGACUGACAUCAGCAUUGAGGAUGAACCACAAAUGCAAGAGGCUGCUGUCAAGAUCCAGGCUGCCUUUAAAGGCUACAAAACCCGCAAAGAAAUGCGACCUGUCUUUAAAGAGGUGUUUAAGAACCAGAGUGCAGAUCUUCAUGGUACAGUCACUUUAGUGUGUAUUGUAGAGGGAAAACCCAGCACAGUGCGCUGGCUGAAAAAUGGCCAUCAAGUUGUCAGUGACCACCGCUGCCGUAUUGAGACCACAGAGCAUGGUGUGUGCACACUGGUGAUCAAAAACCUGACCACCAGUGACGGUGGAAUCUAUACCUGUGAGGUGGUGAAUAAGUUUGGUGUGACCUCCUACAACGGAAACAUAACAGUGGUGCAGCCUCAGCAGCCUGCUCACACUGCCCAGAAACCUGUACACCCGCCCCUUGCAGCAAUAACUCCUCUGCAACUUGCCCCGACAAAGCCUGAGGUUCAGGCCAAAACACCAACUCAGAAUCUGCCUCAGACUCAAGCACAGAUACCCACUUCAGCUGCAGAUACUGCGAACUACGUAGAAAGUGUGACCAUCUCCCUGUGGGAGGCCUACAACCUGACAGAGCAAGAUACACCAAUGAGUCCACAAGAGAGGAGAGGAUCAUCACUCAUUGCUGCCAGCUCCAUGUCAAGUCCCUCUGAUUACGAUACAGCUCCUGACAUUAUGGAACCAGUUGAAACUGGCCCCAUUGUACCAAGGGAAGUACCAAAACCAGAAGACCAAGUGUCUCCAAAGGAUGAAAAAGAAGAGACAGCUGCUCCACAUCCACCUAAGAAACUACUGAAGGUCAAAGGGGCUCAUGAAGGCAGGAUGAGGACGCCAUCUCCAAAGCACCAUCGGGCCCACACGCCCUUAGCUAGUACUGUCUCUGGAUCAGAGUCAGAGGGGGAAGAGGAUAGACAAGAGACAUUUGAAAUGUAUGUGGCUCGAGCUGACUGCAGUCCUAACAGUGGAAAUAAGGAAAGUUUUAUUCUGAAGGAGGGCCAGUUUGUAGAGGUCCUGGACUCUGUUCAUCCUGACAGAUGGCUGGUGAGGACCAAACCCACCAAAACCAACCCUGCUCGACAGGGCUGGGUAUGUCCAGCCUACCUGGAGAAGAAGAGAAAGGACACUUUCCCACAAAUGAGAGCACCUCAAGAAGAUCUUGAUGGAAUAGGGUCUACAGGAGAAGAGUACAGGAGAGCUCUAAGCCAACUGGUCCAAGGCCUGAUUGAUGGAGAGGAGGAGUUUGUGAAGGAGAUGAAGAUGUUCACCUCUCACCAGCUGAGUUAUCUGGACUCCAGUCGCCAGAUCCCCAUCAACAUCCUCAACCAGAAAGAGAUCAUUUUCAGGAAUAUUAAGGACAUUGUUUCUCUGCAUGAGAGGUCCAUUCUUCCUGGUCUGAAAGGCUGUGCCACAGAUGAUGAUGUGGCCAUGCACCUGGUCAAGCACACUGAAGACUUUGAGAGGUAUCUUCACUACAUGGUGGGACAAGCACAAGCAGAAGCCUGCAUCACUGACAAGGCCAUGCAGCAGUAUUUCAAAGAAUUAACAGAAUCUGGUAAGCCAGAUGCACCUGUAAUGGAUGUCCUCACCUUCCUCCAACGGCCAGUGGAGAGGAUUCAAACCUACCAGGCUUUACUAAAGGAGUUAAUCAAGAACAAAGCCAGAAGUGGUCAGAGCUGCUGUCUGUUAGAGGAUGCCUUCUCCAUGGUGUCCUGUCUACCCUGGAGGUCGGACAACCUGCACCAGGUGUCCCUCAUCGAGAACUACCCAGCUCCUCUGACUGCCCUGGGCGAGCCUGUGCGACAGGGAGUCUUCACAGUGUGGGAGGAAUCUCCAGAAAUUAAAACGGCCUCUAGAGGGCAUCAGAGACAAGUCUUUCUCUUCAAGGAGUGUAUUGUGCUGUGUAAACUGAAAAGAGACACCCGCAUGAACAGUGACACCUACACCUUCAAGAACAAAAUGAAGCUGAAUGAUGUGGAAAUAAAGGAGUCUGUGGGUGGAGAUGAGAAGUCUUGGGGGUUGUGGCAUGAGCAUAGGGGCUCGGUGCGGAGGUACACACUGCAGGGCCGCUCCACACUGGCUAAACUCCCCUGGCUCAAGGACCUGAAGGAGCUCCAGCAACGCUCCAGCCUGCCCACUAACAGCCCACCAGUGUUCGAGUCACUGUUGUCUGACUGCACCACAAAGAUAGGACAGACAAUUAAACUGACAUGCAAAGUCACAGGAUCCCCCAAACCAGUGGUCACAUGGCUAAAAGAUGGUCUCCCUCUGGAGGAUGACCCCCGUCACAUCAUCACAGCAGACCGGUUCGGCACCUGCAGUCUCAUCCUGGACAGUCUCACUGCAGAGGACUCUGGACAGUACACGUGCUAUGCUACGAGCUCCAUGGGCACUGCUGGUACUCUGGCUAAGGUUGUGGUCCAGGCUCCACCCAGAUUUGUGAGUCGACUUGAAAGUGCUUGUCUGAUAGAAGGAGAGGAUAUCCAGUUCACUUGUUCCACACUCAGUACUCCUUUACCACGAGUCAGGUGGUUGAAAGAUGGUAGAGAGCUGACUGACAAGCAAAAGUAUUUGAUCUUGAAUGAUGCUCGAAGUGGAAUCUUGUGUCUGACGGUCAUCAGUGCCACAGAGGCAGAUAUUGGACAGUAUGAGUGUGAGCUUUGGAAUGAGCUUGGCUGCGUUAAGUGCAAGGCAGGCUUGUGCCCUGCUUACGUACCACCGACUGACAUCGAGAACGACCAACCACAGGACUUACCUCCUAAAGAUGCAGACUCAGAGGGCUGGUCCACUGCGUUUGUGAAGAAAUGGUUACAGACUGACUUCAGCCCCACCUCUAUUGCCAAGAUGCUUUUCCCUCCUGGAUACCCUGAACAAGCACAGUGUAACACUGAAGAGACUGUUCUUGCCGCCACAUCCAUGGAUAACGUAGCUCAGCAGCCUCUGCGUUACCUGGAGGAAGAGGAGGAGGAGAUUUACACCUCAGAAGCAAUGCAAGAGAUCACAGAUGCUCCUCCUUCAGUCCAGGUGUCCACUGAGGACCUGUGUGUAGAACCCGGCCAAACAGCCACAUUUACUGCCAUCAUCACAGGAAGACCUACUCCUACGAUACAGUGGUACAAGGACGAAGACGAGCUUGCAGCCAAUGAGAAUGUGCAGAUAGUUCAGCACGGUGCCCGUUGCUCACUGACCAUAGGGUGCUGUGAGGGUGAAGACAGCAGCAUAUACACCUGCUUCGCCUACAACGACUCUGGCCAUGCCUCAUGCCAGGCUCAGCUUACAGUCGAGGAAGGCCCACUGGAGUGUCAGGAGAGGGAGGUGGAACUGGGGAAGAGAAGGAAGUUAUUCUCUGUCUAUGAUGUCCACGAGGAAAUUGGAAGGGGAACGUUUGGGGUAGUGAAGCGUGUAGUCCACAGAAGGACAGGUGAAGUCUUUGCUGCCAAGUUCCUGCCUCUGCGGAGCAGCACUCGGACGAGGGCCUUCCAGGAGAGAGACCUGCUCUCCCGCCUGGCUCAUCCCAGAGUGGCCUGUCUGCUGGACUUCUUUUGCACCAGACGCACUCUGGUGCUGAUUACAGAAAUCUGCUGUUCUCAUGGACUUCUGGAUCAUUUAUUACUAAGAGGAUCAGUCUCAGAGAAAGAGGUUCAGUCAUACAUCCAACAAAUCCUCGAGGGUGUUGGUCACAUUCACAGCAUGAACAUCCUGCAUCUGGACAUUAAACCUGAUAAUAUCCUAAUGGUGUAUCCGCCCAAAGAUGAGAUUAAGAUCUGCGACUUCGGGUUUUGCCAAGAAAUAGACAUAUCCAGACACCAGUACAGCAUGUUUGGUACACCAGAGUUCAUUGCACCGGAGAUUGUUCACCAAGAACCGGUCAGUGUGGCCACUGAUAUUUGGGCUGUGGGUGUUAUAGCCUAUCUGUGUCUCGUGGGUCGAUGCCCUUUUGUAGGAGAGACGGACCGCACAACACUGCUGCGAGUGGGGGAGGGGACCCUGAACUGGGAUGCCCCUGAUGUCACAUACAGGAGCCCAGAGGCCCAGAACUUUCUCCACUUGGUCCUUCAACCAGAUCCAGAGAAGCGACCGUCUGCCUUCGAGUGCUUGAGCCAUGAAUGGUUCCAGGACGAACAUGCAGGAGAAGACACUGACGAAAUCAACACAAGGAGUUUGAAAGUAUUUAUCUCAAAGACAAAAUGGCAGCGUUCUUUGACCUGCAUUGGGUCAGUUCUCACGUUGAGGCCUGUCCCCGAGCUGUUGGACGCUCCCCUCAGAGACACUGCAGUGACAGUGCCUCGGGAACUCCAGGAGCACAGCAGCACCUCUCUGAGCAGCGGCUCAUCAUCUGAGUACGAUGAAGCUGACUCUUGGGACUUUUUCCAGCACUACAGCCCGACUGAGGAGGAGGAGGAGACGGAGGAAGAUUAUGAUCCUUUAAUGGAGAGAGCACAGAUCCCUGAGCCUUUUGCCAAACUUCACCUGGAUGAAGAAGAAGAGGAGGAAAUGACACUAGGGGAGGAAGAGGACGGGGAGAUGGUGGGUAGAAGGAGUGUACUGGAGCGGAGUAUGAGCAGGCAGUCAGUGGCGUCGUCAGAUGUGUCAUGCCAACAGACACCUCAGAGGGAGCGUAGGUUCAGUAAAGACAGCAGUCCGUCUCUCCACCUUUCUGACUGGGAUGAGGGUUCAGGAAGCGAUGGAGGCCGUAUCCCUCGGGGCAGCGUCAUCCGAAGCACUUUCUAUAGCACCUCUCAUCAGCUCUCACCCAUGUCUGCCAGACACAUGACGCUACGGGACAAAUUCCAGGCCAAAAAGCAGGAGAGAGGCCGCAAACCACUCAGGAGAAGCGUUUCAGGACGCCUCAACGAGCCUCUUAUUGAAUACGUGGAGGACGAGACAGAAACUAACCGCGGCCAGAGACGGGGAUCUGUCCAGCCCACGAUGCAGAAGUCCUGUUCCUUUGACAGCGGAGUUGGCCUCACCCACAGCAACAUACCCCCUCACAGGAGAAGCAGGUCCCUUGAUGAGUACUCACGUCGCUCUCCCAGCUCGCCCAAGCGCACGAAACCGGGUGAAGAAGAAGGCUCUCAAAGUCUGAAAGAAGAUUUCACAGAUGACGAAGUGGCAGGGAGAAACUUGUUGGCCAUCCCGAGCCCGCGGCGACCCACAAGAAGGAGAGGCUCUGUUGCUCCCAUAAAUGGGACUGGCACAUCUGUUCCCUCAAGCUUACUCGCUGGAGACAGAAGGCACCAGGCUGGCUCGGGAGCCGACAGAGGGAGAUACCUUUGCCGGCUCCCAGGGUCUCUUGCUGAGUCGUCUAUUUUGGAGCAUGGUGGCUCAGAGUCCUCAAGCAGACUCGGUUCCUAUGAGGAACUGAGUCACGGUCAUCUCAGAGGAAGAUACAGAUCAGGAGAGAGCGAAGGGUACGAUGAUCAGGGUGAGCCUCUGAUCUCAUCAUCCCCUUCUUCAUUCCAGGAAGUUAAACCUAGAGACUCUUUUCCCCAGGCACCACCGCGAAACCGCACCCGCUCCAACCCCAACUUAUCCUCAAACAGCAGAGGGCAGCUGGGGCCAUCGCUAACGCCGAGCCCCAGUCCCAGCCUGUCCUCUCUCCAGGCUCCAGAGAGACCUCCCAGGUCCAGGGACAAGAAGGAAGGCCACGGCCUCCAGAGGCACGCAUCCGCUCCGGCCCUGGAAGUCCGACCGCCUACGGGAAAGUCACCCAAACUGGGACUGUUGAAGAUCUUCCGCAGGCAGUCUUGGACUGGCCAUUCGUACUCUCAGCUGGAGAAUGCAGAGUUAGGACCCACAUUAGGAGAGAUCAUGAAGCCUGAUACACCCACCAUGUCUCUGAGGAAGAAGAUGAGAGCUUCAGCCUCUAGCCUGACCAAGCUGUUUUCCAGGUCUUCCAGUAAGGAGGAUGUGAGUAAAGGAGGGCCAAUAGUAAAGGGAGCAGCUCCUGUCCCACCUGACAGAGAGCAUGGCUCUGGUCUUGAGAGUCCAAAAAAGAGGACCUCCAAAAUCCUGCCCUCUUUCAAAAUACCUGCAUUCAAAAAGACAAAAGAUCUGCCAGUCCGUCCCAACAAAGCUGAGGUGCUCCACUUAGAUGGGGGUGGAGUCUUGCUGGUUUGGAGACCAGUCCAGUCUAAUGACCCCAUCACCUACUGUGUGCAGUACUGCACAGAUGGUGGGGAGUGGACGGUCCUGUCAGAGGAGGUGACAGACAGCUGUUAUGUAGUGAAGGACUUACCAAGAGGAGCAUCGUAUGUGUUCAGGGUGGGCUGUAUCACCAAGAAAGGAGCAGGACCUUUCAGUGAUGCUUCAGCACCUGUUGUUAUGGCCACUCACCCUGAAGAGACUCACGUUUCUCUCAUCCAGACUGAGACCUUGGGGUCAAAGGUCACUGGAUCAGAAGGACAAACAACACAAAAGAACUACAACUUCCUCUCUGAGAUCAACAGGGGUCGUUUCAGCGUAGUAACCCUGUGUAGAGAUGUUGAAACAAGCCAAGUGUUUGCUGCCAAGAUCACCCCCUACCAGGCAGAGCAGAGGCAGUUAGUGCUGAGGGAGUACCAGCUGCUGAGGAGGCUUCAUCACCCGCACCUGGUGCAGCUGCACAACGCCUACCUCACCACCCACUACCUGGUGUUAGUGGAGGAGCUUUGCCCUGGCAAAGAGCUGCUCUACAGUCUGGCUGCGAGAGAUCUGUACGCAGAGACUCACGUCGCAGAGCUGCUGGUUCAGAUUCUGAGCGCAGUCGACUACCUCCACAGUCGUCGAAUCAUCCACCUGGACCUGAAGUCUGACAACAUGCUGGUGGAUGAUGGCAACCACGUGAAGAUUGUAGACUUUGGUUCGGCUCAGUCCUUCACACCUGGACAGCCCCUCACCAUCGAGCACAUCCACGGCCUGUCAGAGAGCAAAGAGUGCCGCACCAAAGUUUAUAUUGUCCUUCCUAAAGCUCCGGAAAUCCUGGAGGGUCAGGGAGUCGGGCCUGAAACUGAUGUUUGGGCUAUUGGAGUUCUGUCAUUCAUCAUGUUGAGUGCCGACAGCCCGUUCCACGCGGAGCACAGCUGGGAGCAAGACAGAAACAUCAAGAAGGGGAAGAUCCAGUUUGGACGCUGUUACCCUGGUCUGUCAGAGGGAGCCUUAACCUUCAUGAAGAGCAGCCUCAAUAACAAAUCCUGGGGGAGACCCACUGCAGCUGAGUGUCUCCAGAACCCGUGGCUGCGUGCUCAUCGUGUCCCACACAAAACCCGACCCUCCAAGGUGUGUUUCUCCACAGACAAGCUUAAAGCUUACCUCCAGCAGAAGGAGGAGAAACGAGACCUGGUCCACAUCAAACUUCAGGGUCCCUUCUUCCAGUGAGGCAACAAUGCCAAAAAAAAAAAAAAAAGCUAUGAUUUUCUUUCACCAGCAGUUUUUUUCUAAACAAUAUGCAGCACAUUUCAUCUCAGCUGUGUGGUCAGAUUUUGAAAAAUAAUUUUAUUAUCCUCUGAUUAUAAAAUGUGAUGCGUCUUAAUGAGUUUCCAGAAUGUACUUAACCUAUUAGGUUGUACUUGAGUGUGGUGCAUUUUGUUUGCUUUGAUUUAUAUGGAAACAGAUCAGGGAUAAGGUAAAGUCUGUGCAACAGUGCACAGUUUGUUUUGUGACAUGAGAAACAUUUGUUGCAAGUUUUGUCUGACAGUGUUUUCUGCUGUUCUGCUCCGUACAGAAAGCCGAUAUAUUUCAAGCAGAGUUAUAUACAGUAUUUUAUUUAAAUCUGUACACAUUCUACCUUAAGAUUACAAUGUAUAAAUGGGAAAUUGAUUAGAUUUGCAGGUUUUACUGAAUGCUUCUAAGUUUCAUAUUAAUAAUAUAUUGGAUCAACAACCCAUCUGAAUGAGUUAGUGAAUGAAAGUUGAAUUAAAUGGCACAGAAGUUGUC
Molecule: messenger RNA, 19170 nt
Organism: Lates calcarifer (barramundi perch)
Lineage: Eukaryota; Metazoa; Chordata; Actinopteri; Centropomidae
Gene: obscna
Product: obscurin, cytoskeletal calmodulin and titin-interacting RhoGEF a
Biological process (GO): protein phosphorylation
Molecular function (GO): guanyl-nucleotide exchange factor activity; ATP binding; protein binding
Source: RefSeq, a predicted model, not a curated record